This is a messenger RNA of Maudiozyma saulgeensis, 2127 nucleotides long. NCBI's taxonomy places the organism in Eukaryota, Fungi, Ascomycota, Saccharomycetes, Saccharomycetales, Saccharomycetaceae. The record is from the annotation of a GenBank genome assembly.
AUGAAUGAGAAAAGAAUUGCUUCACAAUCACGAAACAAUAAAAUAAAAUGGUGGUUACGUAACAUUCUUUGUCCUUUACUAUUUACAAUAAUAUCAUUCAAAUUAAGAUUGCAAGAUAUCGAUGCUAAUAAAUCCGUGGUUUGGGAUGAAGCACAUUUUGGUAAAUUCGGCUCUUAUUAUAUUAAACACGAAUUUUAUCAUGAUGUUCAUCCACCUUUAGGUAAAAUGUUAAUUGGCCUAAGUGAAUGGCUAGCAAACUUUGAUGGAAAUUUUGAAUUUGAAUCAGGUUCAACUUAUCCUUCCGAGGUUAACUACAAGGUUAUGAGACAAUUUAAUGCUAUCUUCGGUUCUUUAUGUGUACCUGUAACUUAUUAUACAACUUUAUGGAUGAAUUUUAAAUUUUUAACAACGUUAUUGAUCACUAUAAUGAUUACUUUAGAACAUUCAUAUAUUGUUUUAUCAAAAUUUAUUUUACUAGAUUCAAUGUUAUUAUUUUUCACUUUGACAACUUUCGCUUGUCUUUGUAAACUUAAUAGUUUAAGAGAUCAACAAAUGACUAAAAAAUGGUCACUUUGGUUAUUAUUAACAGGUAUUAAUAUUGGUUGUGUUUGUUCAGUUAAAUGGGUGGGUUUAUUCAUCACUGUAAUUGUUGGAUUAUACACUAUAAUCGAUUUAUAUCGUCAUUGGUGCAAUAAUCAAUUGGGUAGACUCACUUAUUAUAAACAUUGGCUUCUUCGUAUAAUUUAUUUGAUCACCAUUCCAUUUUUAAUUUAUUUAUUCUGUUUUAAGAUUCAUUUCCAAUUACUUUAUAAAUCAGGAACAGGUGAUUCUUCAACAAAUACUUUAUUUCAAGUAAAUUUGGAAGGUACAAAGAUUAAACAAGGUCCUAGAAAUUUAUUGUUUGGUUCACAUUUUACAAUGAGAUCACAUGGUCUAAGUCCAAAUUUAUUACACUCUCAUCCUCAAUUAUACCCCGACGGUUCUCAUCAAAGACAAAUUACAGGUUAUGCUCAUUUCGAUAAUAAUAAUGUUUGGGAAUUUCAAUUUAUUAGAGGUCAAAAAUUUGAUUUAGGAAAAUUAUAUUUAAUUAGUGAUGGUGCAGAAGUUAGAUUAAUUCAUAAUAAUACUCGUUCUAAUUUACAUUCUCAUAAAGUACCAUCUCAUGUUUCUCGUGGUAAUUGGGAAGUUUCAGGUUAUGGGAAUGAUGCAGAUGGUGAUGAUCAUGACAAUUGGGUCAUUGAAAUUGUAGAUCAAUUACCUUCUGCUAAUCCCAAUUAUCCAAAGGAAGAUGAUAACCUUGUACAUCAAUUUUCGACUUUCUUUAGAUUAAGACAUAAAUCCUUAGGCUGUUAUUUAACCUCAACAGGGUUAUCAUAUCCAGCUUGGGGAUUUUCACAAGCUGAAAUUGUUUGUAAAAAUUCAUGGAGUAAAAGAGAUAAAUCUACUUGGUGGAAUAUUGAAGAACAUUGGAAUGAAAACCUUUCAAUAGAUGAAGAUUAUUUACCGCCAAAAUCUAAAUUUUGGACAGAUUUCAUUUUGAUAAAUUUUGCAAUGGCAUCUUCAAAUAAUGCUUUAGUUCCUGAUCCAGACAAAUUCGAUAGUAUUGCAUCUGAUGCUUGGGAAUGGCCUGUAUUGCAUAGAGGUCUACGUUUAUGUGCAUGGUUAAAAGAUACUCACAGAUAUUAUUUAUUAGGAUCUCCAUUCAAUACAUGGAUAUCUACAUUAUCAAUCUUUGUGUUUUUUGGAAUCAUGAUUAGAAUUGCAUAUAAAUGGAGAAGACAAACUCUCCUUUUAACAGAAAAUGAUUUUUGGUCAUUAUUAAUACAAGCAAUAUUACCAUUUUGCGCAUGGUUAUCUCAUUAUUUACCUUUUGCUAUAAUGGGUAGAGUCACUUAUGUUCAUCAUUAUGUUCCAGCAUUAUAUUUUGCCAUUUUAAUUUUUGGUUUCGUCGUGGACUAUACGUUUGGUUCAUCAAGAUCGUACAUCAAAUACCCUGUAUAUCUAACCUUAAUGGGUGGUUGUAUCUAUAUUUAUAUUCUAUUUGCUCCAAUAUGUCAGGGUCUUCAAGGGCUAGGUGCAAAAUAUUUGAAAUUACAAUGGUUACGUACAUGGGAUAUCGUCAUUUAA